Messenger RNA from Pocillopora damicornis (cauliflower coral), 1020 nucleotides. RefSeq lists its product as uncharacterized. NCBI's taxonomy places the organism in Eukaryota, Metazoa, Cnidaria, Anthozoa, Scleractinia, Pocilloporidae. The record is from RefSeq and is a predicted model, not a curated record.
AUGUCCGAUCUACCGGAGGAGCGUGUUACACAGGCUGCUCCUUUCCACUACACAGGCAUGGAUGUGUUCGGUCCGUUUUACGUUAAAGAAGGACGCAAGACACUAAUGCGUUAUGGCUUGAUCUUCACGUGUCUGGCGUCACGCGCUGUUCAUCUUGAGACUCUCAAUACAAUGGAAACAGAUUCUUUCAUUAGUGCCUUACACCGUUUUAUCAACAGACAAGGAAAGGUACGCGAACUACGUUCGGACCAAGUGACAAAUUUCGUUGGAGCUAGGAAUGAACUCACCGAUGCCUUACAAGAACUCAACCGCGAUCGUGUUAAGGGGUUCCUCUUAACAAAAGAAUGUGAUUGGAUCGACUUUAACCUGAACGUACCCGCGGCAUCUCAUAUGGGAGGCUCUUGGGAGAGACUCAUCAGAACAGUCAGAUCAGUUCUUUCAGUUUUGCUCCAAGAGCAUGGAAGUCAGUUAGAUGAUGAAGCAUUACGCACUUUAAUGACAGAAGCAGAAAAUGUGAUUAACAGCCGCCCACUCACUGUUGAAAACCUAUCUGACCACGAGUCUCCGGAACCCUUAACUCCUAAUCAUCUACUAACUUCAAAGACAGAGGUUGUGCUGCCCCCACCUGGUUGUUUUGAACGGUUGGACUUAUACUCAAGAAAGAGGUGGCGCCGUGUACAGUUCUUGGCCAAUCAGUUUUGGAUAAGGUGGCGCUCAGAAUAUUCCUCACAGUUUCAGCAGAGACGAAGAUGGAAUACACCCCAACGGGACAGUAGAGUAGGAGAUAUAGUCCUACUUCAGGACGACGACUUGCCAAGAAACCAGUGGCCGCUUACACGUGUGACCAAGGUCUUCCCUAGCAAAGACGGUCGUAUUCGCAAGGUCCAACUCCUAUUAACACGAGAAGGAAGACGGAAGUUUUUAGAACGACCAAUCCACAAAACGAUUUUGUUACUUGCUCAAGAGGCCGCAGACCAGGGUGUCAUCCCCGCCCGAGGAGCCAGUAUCAAGGACAAUUAG